Hyla sarda is the source of this 7399-nucleotide messenger RNA. It is a transcript of the gene CAMK1, whose product is annotated as calcium/calmodulin dependent protein kinase I. The transcript is spliced from 12 exons. Gene Ontology annotation, biological process: peptidyl-serine phosphorylation. The record is from RefSeq and is a predicted model, not a curated record. Gene Ontology annotation, cellular component: intracellular anatomical structure. The coding region runs from base 149 to 1300 and encodes 383 amino acids. NCBI's taxonomy places the organism in Eukaryota, Metazoa, Chordata, Amphibia, Anura, Hylidae. Gene Ontology annotation, molecular function: calmodulin binding; calcium/calmodulin-dependent protein kinase activity; ATP binding.
GGGCAGGGAGGGAUGGGCAGGCUGUAGACAUUGAGACACCGUACAGCGGGGAGUACACCGAGGGUCUGCCACCGAGUCCCUGCCAGCUCCUGCCCAGACUUGGCGGAAAUUUCUAUCAACACUAAGUGGUUAAGGAAUACCUUUCAGGAUGCCCCUGGGAGAGGAUGGGCCAAGUUGGAAGAAGAGAGCAGAAGACAUAAGAGAUAUUUAUGAUUUCCGGGAUGUGUUGGGAACUGGUGCAUUUUCGGAGGUGGUCCUGGCAGAGGAGAAGAAGACCCAAAAACUGGUAGCAAUAAAAUGCAUCCCCAAGAAAGCUUUGGAGGGGAAGGAGACGAGUAUCGAGAACGAGAUAGCAGUGCUGAGAAAGAUCAAACAUACAAACAUCGUGUCUUUGGAAGAUAUAUACGAAAGCCGCAGUCACCUGUACCUUAUCAUGCAGCUGGUGUCUGGGGGGGAGCUUUUUGACAGGAUUGUGGAAAAAGGUUUCUACACAGAGAAAGAUGCCAGCCAACUCAUCAAGCAGAUCCUGGACGCUGUAAAAUACCUCCACGAUAUGGGCAUCGUACAUCGGGAUUUAAAGCCAGAGAACCUGUUAUACUACAGCCUGGAUGAAGAUUCUAAGAUCAUGAUCAGCGAUUUUGGGCUCUCAAAAAUUGAAGGUUCUGGAAGUGUCAUGUCAACCGCUUGUGGGACACCGGGAUAUGUUGCUCCAGAAGUUUUGGCCCAGAAGCCAUACAGUAAAGCUGUGGACUGCUGGUCAAUUGGAGUCAUCGCGUACAUUUUGCUGUGUGGUUAUCCCCCAUUUUAUGAUGAAAAUGAUGCCAAACUCUUCGAGCAGAUCUUGAAAGCUGAAUAUGAGUUUGAUUCUCCAUAUUGGGACGACAUUUCAGACUCUGCAAAAGAUUUUAUUCAGCAUUUAAUGGAAAAGGAUCCUAAUAAGCGGUACACAUGUGACCAAGCCCUGCAGCAUCCAUGGAUUGCUGGAGACACCGCCCUGGAUAAGAAUAUUCACGAAUCAGUCAGCGAGCAAAUCCGAAAGAAUUUUGCCAAAAGCCGGUGGAAGCAAGCCUUUAAUGCCACAGCCGUAGUACGUCAUAUGCGCAAACUUCAGCUGGGGACCAGUCAGGAAGGACCGGGGCAGACCACUCCCACCAGUCCAUGCCAUGGGAACUUAUUGGUGCCUGGAGACAAUCACGGUUCCCUUUCAGACAACUGUCAAGACCGCUGUUCCCAGAAGACUCCAGAGAACAACUCUUUGGCCUACAGCACCCACCACUGCCCUCAGUCGAAUCGGGUCUAAGGUUGACAGUGUGGGAUAGGAUGUCACUGGAAAUUAAAAAAAAUUAAAAAAAGCAGCCAAAUAAAGCGUUACCCUGGCUGGCCGACUGCAAAGGGCAGAUCUUCAAGCAAGGACAGACCUUACCUAUCAAAUAACGGGGGGGUGGGACUUGGGUAGAGAAAGAGAGGGUACUGAAAGAAAGGGGAAGUGCAGGCCUUACUAUAUGCUUGUAAGUAUGUAUGAUGAAAGAUGCAUUGGCCUGAUGGAAAGACAGAAAAGUUUACAGAUAGUCCAAGGACGUCCUUCUUGGUAAAAUUUUUGUAAAAUGUUGUCUGCACAUUGUAUGUAGGGGGAGGGAGUAUGUAAAUUUUAAUGUCAAAGACUCUUUGCUGCUGUGUUACUUAGCUUCCAGUGAAAACUCUUCGUUGCUAGUUGGAAGAGCUUGAGGUCAUGAAAUAUUGUUGGGAAAGACCCCUUGCUGGACACCACAGAGUCUCCAUAGUGGUUGAACCUUAGGAUUAAAGUCAUCAUGUCCAGCCAUAGUGGGGAGAGGGCUUGUUAUUGGUGGAUGUUCUUGUUCUUCCAGGCCUUGAGCAGAUUCUCAGCUUAUUCUUGGUGCGAUGCAUUGUAUACAUGAAGAGAUAGUGUAAUAACACACAGCAUUCCAUAUAACACAAAUAAGCACCCUAUACUCCUCGCAAAGCAUCCUGGCUUUGCUAAUUUUGUUUUUUGGUGAGAAAAUGCUAAAUGUUCUCUAUAGGUUGUUGAAUUUUUUUUAAGGACACAUCUGCUAGGCCAAGCAGUAUUAAAACCUGACACGGGUAGUUAUUACUGGACAAGAUACUGGAUUUGUGAAUGUAUUUAACUGCAGGUCAUUGUAAUUAACCUCUACAGACCCCCCCUCCCCAGGGGCAUUUAAUACCACAGUCUGUUGUGGACCAGUAAAACAGUCUGGUGCUAACAUAUGCCUACCAGAUUAACCAAUAUUAUACUGCUAGGUGGAACUCCAGGCUUAGUGUAUGUGUGCCAUUACCUGAUAAUAUGUUUCUUAUUGGUGGUUUAGUUCCUGUAGUAUAAAAUAAUUCAGUUUUUCUGUUAUUGAAAAUCAUCAAUCAGUUGGUGAUGGGCUUGUGCCUAUGUAUAGCAGCCAGUCAGAUUAGGCAGAGCUGCUGUGUAAAACAUGGAGGUGGGACAGAGCCUGUGAUAAAACAGUAGGUGGAUUGUAGACUACCUCAGACUCCACAGUUAAGCUAAGUUCUAACUGGGCUAAGCUUAAAGAAAACACAGCCAACACUGCUGGCCAUAGAUAACAGGCAAGCAUUACCCAAAGGUGGUGACUUACUGAAUUUUUAAGCCCACGCCUGGUGAUGGUGCUCUCUUUAAUCAUAUAAACUAUAUUUAUACAAAGAUUCCUUUUAAACUUUGUACUUCUGCCUAUAUCAGAUGUGUAGCAUGCUUUCCCCUUACUAAGCCCAUAAGAUUGAUAACAUAAGGGUGCAUAUAUUUACUGACAGUGGUUUUAAUAUUGUGGUAAAAUUAAUAUUUUAUUCUGUCUCUUUAAAUUGAAUUACUGACUGUCUCCAAUACCAUGAAAUUAAGAUAGAAACAACAAUGGUUUAUAGUCACACAAAUCUCGAAAUAUUAGAAUGUUCGUUAGGCCAGUAUUUCCUAAACAGGGAGCCUCCUUUUGUUGCAAAACUACCAUUCUCAAUAUACCAGGACAGUCAACGGCUUUUUGGGCAUGCUGGGAGUUAUAGUUUGCAACAGCUGGAGUCUCCCUAUUUGGGAGACACUCAGGCAGUAUCUAACUUGGCCAAUGGUACAGUGUAAUGUUAAGGUUGUGGGUCACAGUGAGAUGCUAUGUGCCAGCCCUGCAUUCUGAUUUACAGUCAAAGCCUUAACAUAAAUGUCCAUCUUUGAACACCAAACUAUGUGCUGGAUACUUUCUUAGUAAACCUUUGUAGCGAUCAGAGCUUUGUUUUUCCUGAUACAGAACUCUAAAUCCCCUGCAUAUAAAUGAUAGACUUCUGUCUGCCUGCAGUCACCUCUAAAGGAUUUUGGAUAGAUGUUAGACUAUAAAAGUAAACUCUACCUUUCCUGGAGCUGAUGGUAGUUGCCAAAUUUCUAAAAUUGCCUUUUUAUUUCUCAGCCAAGUGUCAAGGAGGCAGAGUCAAGCUGCUUAAGUGCCACAUCCAGGCACACCUUCUCCCCCCUCCUUCCGCCCAACCUCCCAUCCCCCUCCUUGCACUGUAUUCCUUUAUACCAUAACAGCUAUACAACUGUGUCUGCAGCGGCAAUUAGAUCUGAAAGAUUCCCUUAAAACCCUGUCUUGGCAAGGGAUUUGGAGCUCUGACCUCUAUAAAAAUAUAUAAUAGCAUGGUGUGAAAGGUUGGGCAGAGAGAUUAAACUUCUGUCAAUUUUGGCAAGAUCUGUCUAAUGGCAAUUUGAUGACACCUCUUCUAUGGGUUAUUAUAGGCUAGAUUAAAGGGAAACUCGGGGGCUUUUAAUCUUAUCCUCAGGAUUGGGGAUAAGUGUCUGAUCGCAGGGGUCUGACCGCUGGGACUCCCUACGAUCUCCUGCCCUGUGUAUUGUCUAUCCUCAUGCACGGAGCAACCACCACUCUGCGCACAGGGCGUUGGCGAACACCUCCCGGAGUACAGCACUUAUGUACCUCUGUCUCUCCCAUAGACAGACAUACAAGGAGAGCCGGUGUUCUAAAUACAAAUCUCCAGAACACGGUGGUGCUGAGCAGGAGAUCGCAGGGGGUCCCAGUGGUCAGACCCCCUGUUAUCAAACACUUAUCCCCUAUCCUUUGCAUAGGGGAAUAGAUUAAAAGUGUUGGAGAUCCAUUUUAACCUAUAGUUUUCUAUGGAGAUAAGCGGCAUUAACAUUGACCUCCCCCAUUUCCCUCUUCCCAUUGAAAUGGCAUGCACUCUAGUGAGCCUAACAGUGGUGGCCAGUGUCAUUGAUAAGAUACCUCCCCUUGUUUCACCAAUAUUUUUAUGUUUUUUAGGCAUUGUUACAGCAUUCCAUGCUUUGGUAAAGAUUGAUAACUGCACAGAUGAAGGGUUAUAUCUAUGGUGGCCUCUGCACAUGUUCCCCUGUCUCCACUGUGCAGGGUGUAUCAGAGAAACCAUGUGUGUUGAUGGAAUUCACAUUCAUUGUUUGAACCUGUUUAGGGUGUAUAUUCAUUACUGAAAUAUGUUUCAUUAUUGCAAGUUCUUUCUAGAUUUCUUUCACAGCCAACAGGGAUUUUUUUUUGUUUUUUGGCAGCUCAUCCUUACAUAGGACUUCUUGCUGUAUCAGAUGCAAAAAAAAAAAACAUGCAAGUAUGUUGCAAAUCCCACCACUAGUAGCACGUGAGCUGUGUCUCUCUGGUUUAACUCCUCAAUCUCUGUUUGGCACCGGAUCUUUAAAUGAGAACCGAAUGACAAGUAGCCAAGCAGAUCAUGGCAGUGAUGACAUCGGCAGGAGAGGAAUGUUCUGGCUUUGUGGGGGAAAGUGACCUGUUAACUCUUACGAUGAUGUUAGUGAAGAGCAGGGAGAUGUUACAUGAUGGGAGGAAAUCAAUGGAAUGGAGACAAGUGGAAGGACUGGAAUUUGUUGAAGGCAAUGACCACUCUAGUGAGGAUGGACAGAUCUGAUCUUUGUCAACCAAAAUAAUGGUUGACAAAGACUAUUUGUAGAAGGAGUCAGUCCUCAGUAGUACAGAGUAUUCAAGAAGUAUGUGUACUUACUUGACGGAUAUUGGAACAGGCAUGGGUGUUCAGAAGUGUCCUGGUGAUGUUAGACAGGACCCCGUCCUACAUGUAAUCUUGAUGUGGGGGAGGGAAAUGACAGACAGAUAACAGAAUACUGAUGUCAUGUAUCCUAAACAAAUUUUUAACUCAUAGUGCGCAUAAAACUCUACGUAUACUGUAUUAUAAAGGUCUAUGUAAAUAUAACAUGUCAUAUACUUAGCAUUAUCAUGUUUUUUAUUAUACUUAUCUAGUAAAAAAAAAAAAUCAGAAUAUAUUAUACCUUAUGAAUUUAGUAAUGUGAUUUUGAUUGAUUAUUUUGUUCCUUUUUGACCCUUUACCCUACCCAGACCUGGUAUUCUAUGAUGACCUCCUCCCUGUUCUUCCUUAAUCUAAAUCUCAGGGUUCUAUUGUCCAGUAGUUUUGCCAGGUCUAAAUCACUGUUCCCCAGCCAGUGGCUCUUAUUGCUAUUUGCAUGAUACCCUGACUAGAGUCAGCUGCAUUCUGGGCAUUUUGGGAGUUGUAGUUAGGCAAACAAUUGGGGAUUGUAGGUCUGGGAACAUGGGUCUAGAUACUCAAAUAUCUGCCCUCUCAAAAAUCAAAUCAAAGGACCUGGCAGAUGGAGAAAUCCAUGGGCUGCCAUCUUUGCACAGAGCAAUUGAUAGACCAAUAAUGGAUCUCAGUCUGAAGCUAGUGCUAAGAGUAAUAACAUUUUAUUCCAUUGAACACUUUAGGUCAGUAGUCAACCGGUUGAGUGCACCAUCAUACUGGGGACAUCACCAGAUACUUCCAGAAGUCCCCACAGUUCUGAUACCUUACCAGUUAGUAUCACAAAAAAUGGUCCUCAAAAAUCUUGGUGAUAUCUCCACUUCCGAUCUGUCUUCUAGAAUUAAAGGCCAUGAAAAGAAAAGAUGAAAAUGGGGCAAGAGCAUGACCACGACCACCAGUAAAAUGUGUACUUAAUUUAAAGUGUACCUGUCUUUUUUAUAAAAAAUUUUAAUAAAAAAUACUUUUGAUCUGUCCUAGGAAAAUCCAAAUGUGUAAACAGUAUACGUCCAGCAUCCACUUUGUGAAUUCACAUUUGUUCCAGCAAAGACCUUGUCAAGCUUGACAAAGACCUAAAAAAAAAAUCCACAACAAUUCAACAAGUUCGGGUUGGAAACCUUUAUAAAUACGUGGGAAAGCUCCGAAAUGUCGGGUUACGCCCCUUUUUCGGGUUUGGGAGAAUCCACAUCGGGUCCGUCGGGAAGAAAUGUUGCAUCGUAUCGCAGACUGGCGCACGAUGUCUGCGACAUGGCGCACACAAAGAUGCGCCAAAAAAAAAAACCAACAAAACAAGUCGGGUUUCCAAUAGUAAAUGAGGGCCAAUAUGUUUACAUAUUUGGAAGUUUGGUGGGAAUUUGUCCACCUAGUCAGUCCAUGCAUCUAACAUGGCUGAGUGAAGUGGUGCGGUCUCGUUCAAGCUUUUUUUUAUUGGUCGGGGUCUGAGUGUUCAAACUUAUCUGAAGAAAUAGUGGGAAGAGAACCAUGUGGUCCCACAUUUCUCUUCCUGCUCUGUCUGUGUGAGCAGGACAGUCCCAUAGACUUGCAGUACAUUAUGGAUCCAUCCUGGUCACAUGACACAGCUUGGAGAGACUCCUAAAAAUCUUUAGUUUUAUCUCUGACUUAUGAAAUUUUUUUAAUGAUUGGUACACUUUAAAUUUCUAGUCUACAAUAUUCAAGUUAUUGUUCUUUGCUUUUUACAUGGGGUCAUCAGGGUCACAUUAUGACAAGAGUCAUUAUCUUGACAAGAGUUAGACAAACAAGGCUAACUUCUUCCAAAACAGUGCCAUUCCUGUCUCACAGGUUGUGUCUGGUAUUGCAGCUCAGCUCUAAAUAAGUAAAUUGGGCUGAGCCGCAACACCACACACAAUCUGUACACAGGGGGAAUGCUGUUUCUAAAAGAAAGUAACCAUUGCUUUUCUAAUCCCUGAGAACCUAUUUAAAUAAUAUUUGGAAUACAUGGAAGGGUAGGGGAAGACACUGGUCACAUGAAAUGUUACUCAAGAUCGCUCUGUAUGUCUGGCUUUUCAGUCAGUUCUAACCUGAGAAGCUACUACUGUAAGUUGUUUUGCCUGUUUUACACAGUUUUAUGUUAAAGCAUGUGCAAUGAGGAUUUUUCAAGAAAAGCAAAGUGUAUUAAAAUUUUUAAAAAAAUGUAUAUUUUAUUGCUCGUUUUGUACUAACCCUGUUGCUGCAAAACAGAAUUUCGCAGUGCGUUGUGUUGUAGGCCACUGCUAGCAGCAAAGAGUUAAAAGGGAGUUUUCAUUGCUGAUACUUCUGUUUUAGACUUUGCGUUCUUUGUAUAUGUACAUAUAUGUAUAAAUGAUGUUUUUCUGGACUA